AUGGAGACUCUCCAUACGCUGCUCCAGGUUCGCCAGGCUCCAAGCACCAACGCCAACGAUGAUCAGAACAUUGGAUCCAGCCGGGGUACCGAUCCCUCGCUGUCUGGGUUGUUGUCCACUCUGGUGCCGACUCUCCUCAUCUCUGUGGUCUACUUUGCCAUAUUCCUACUUCUGCGAACAAAGUUCCCCAGACAAUAUGCUCCCAGGACGUACAUGGGUGCAUUGCGCCCACAGGAGCGAACUCCGCCUCCCCCGGGCUCUCUGCUCGGAUGGAUCCCGUUUAUGAGAAAGCUGCCGGACGAGUACGUCCUCCAGCACAAUUCCCUAGACGGAUAUUUCUUAUUGCGCUAUCUCAAGAUAUCGAUUGUCAUCUGCUUCGUGGGGUGCUGCCUCACAUGGCCUAUCCUGUUCCCUAUCAAUGCAACUGGUCACGGUGGUCAGACACAACUCAACCUUCUCAGCUUUAGUAACGUCAAGGACAAAAACCGAUACUUUGCCCACACUUUCAUCGCAUGGAUCUUCAUUAGCUUCAUCUUCUUCCUGGUCACCAGAGAAAUGAUCUACUACAUCAACCUGCGACAAGCGUACCUUUCGUCUCCACUGUACGCUUCACGACUUUCGUCCCGCACCGUUCUCUUUCAGUCCGUUCCCACCGAAUACGCCAAUGAAGCCAAAAUCCGGCGAUUGUUUGGGGAUGAACUCAAGAACGUCUGGAUCGCCUCGGAUGCUAAAGAGUUGUCUGAAAUGGUUGACGAGCGUUACAAGCUGUGCAUCAAACUUGAGACUGCCGAAACAAAGCUUAUCAAGCUUGCCAAUGAUGCCCGCCUGAAAUCCGUGCAAGGAAAGGAGUCGGAAAUGGGCAACCGACAGGUCGCUAGUUAUGAGGAGGAAUAUGGCAACGAGUCCGGGGCCGCUGCCGCGCGCUGGGUCAGGCCCAAGGAUCGGCCGACACACCGGUUGAAAUUCCUGGUCGGCAAGAAGGUCGACACUAUCAACUGGUGCCGUGAGGAAAUCGCAAAACUGAACCCACGCAUUGAAGCCGAGCAGAACAAGUACCGGUCAGGCGAAUCCAAACCCAAGAAUGCCGUGUUCGUGGAAUUUUGGAACCAGACGCAGGCGCAGAGCGCAUUUCAAAUGGUCGCUCACCAUCAACCGUUGCAUAUGUCUCCUCGCGUCGUCGGCCCUAGUCCGGAAGAGAUUGUGUGGUCGAACUUGGGCAUCACUUGGAAAACUCGGACUAUCCGCAACAUCGUCUCAUUGGGGUUUGUGACUGCGCUCAUAAUAUUCUGGUCGAUCCCGGUUGCUGUUGUUGGGUCCAUCUCCCAGAUAUCCUAUUUGACCAAGGUCGCGCCGUUCCUGAGCUUCAUCAACGACUGCCCCAAAAUCAUCCUGGGGGUGAUCACCAACCUGCUUCCUGUGGUUCUACUUUCGGUCUUGAUGUCCCUGGUGCCAACCAUCAUGAAAUUCAUGGCCAAGGUUGCCGGGAAGCCUACCGCAUCUCUUAUAGAACUCCGAUGUCACGAGUCCUUCUUUUGGUUCCAGGUCAUCCAAGUCUUUCUAGUUACGACCAUGACAUCGGCAGCUAGCGCCGCUGUCCCACAAGUCAUCAAGAACCCCGGAUCUGUGACGAGCUUGUUGGCCGAGAAUCUCCCACUCUCUUCGAACUUCUACAUCUCGUACUUCAUCCUUCAAGGGUUGGUGUUCUCUUCGGGACAGCUCCUGAGAAUCAGCGGGUUGGUUGUCUCCAACACGUUGUCAAAGAUACUGGACAAGACACCUCGAAAGAUGUACAACCGAUGGUCCAUCUUAUCAUCUGUUGGCUGGGGGACCACCUUUCCCGUCAUGGAGUUGAUGACGGUGAUUUCCAUCACAUAUGCGGCAAUUGCUCCUCUCAUGCUGGGCUUUGCCACCAUUGGUCUCGGGCUAUUCUAUUUUGCUUUCCGAUACAACCUCCUCUUCGUCGACAGUUCGGCCAUUGACACCAAAGGCCUGGUCUACGCCAAAGCCUUGCAACAUACUCUGGUUGGGUGCUAUCUGGCAGCCAUCUGUCUCAUUGGACUCUUUGCGAUUCGGGCAGCUAUUGGACCGCUCGUCCUGAUGGUGGUGUUCCUGAUUUUCAUGAUUCUCUAUCACAUCUCUCUGACAUCGGCCAUUAAACCGCUUUUGCAUUUUCUGCCGCGAUCUCUCGAAGUCGAGGAAGCUGCCUUGCUCGACAACGGAUCCCCAACCUUGACUUCUGCGGAGACUGACGGGCAGGACCACGCGUAUGAAAAGAACGCAAUGCAGGAGCUCAGGAGUAGCAAGGCGUCCAUGACGCCUGAAGGAAACCAAGCAAUGUCAAGGCUGAAAAAGUUCCUCCGACCCGACAUCUAUGCCAGCUACGGCGUGCUGCGGAAAUUGGUUCCGCAGGACUUUGCGGAGAUACGAUAUUCGCCUGAAGUUGAGAGGGACGCCUACCAAGAUCCGGCCGUCAACGCCGCUCCUCCUCUACUGUGGGUGCCUUGUGAUAAGAUGGGCGUGUCGAAACAGGAAUGCCUGCAUACCAACAAGGUGACGCCGAUGACGGACGAAGGUGCAUAUUUCAACGAAAAGGGCAAGAUUCUUUGGGACGAGGCGGCGUCGGGCGGACGACCCCCUAUUUUCGAGGAGAAGAUAUACUAUUAA
Capronia epimyces CBS 606.96 is the source of this 2664-nucleotide messenger RNA. RefSeq lists its product as uncharacterized. The coding region runs from base 1 to 2664 and encodes 887 amino acids. Gene Ontology annotation, cellular component: plasma membrane. The transcript has 4 exons. Lineage: Eukaryota; Fungi; Ascomycota; Eurotiomycetes; Chaetothyriales; Herpotrichiellaceae. The record is from RefSeq and is a predicted model, not a curated record. Gene Ontology annotation, molecular function: calcium-activated cation channel activity.